Molecule: messenger RNA, 6344 nt
Organism: Anopheles funestus (African malaria mosquito)
Lineage: Eukaryota; Metazoa; Arthropoda; Insecta; Diptera; Culicidae
Exons: 5
Coding region: 1476-5072 (1198 amino acids)
Biological process (GO): regulation of transcription by RNA polymerase II
Cellular component (GO): nucleus
Molecular function (GO): DNA-binding transcription activator activity, RNA polymerase II-specific; RNA polymerase II cis-regulatory region sequence-specific DNA binding
Source: RefSeq, a predicted model, not a curated record
UGCGUUUCAACCAACCUUGAUUUAGAAUCCGUUAAACCAAUUUUCUCCUAUAGAAAACGUUUUUAAAACGUUUCAGCGUGGAUUAUCAAUUUGAAUUGGCGUGAGAAAACUGUAUCGCUAGCGGCACAUGGUGUUCAAAGCUUUUUGUACUUUUGGUAUUCUCGUCGCAACAUAUAGCACCAUCAGGAAACAGGUGUAUCUUUCGAUAGCUAAAACAAGAAAGAACAGCCUACUUUUGCGACGAUCAUUCAUUCCCGGAUGCCUGACUUUUCUGAUAUUCAAUUCAAGUUAGGAGACAAAAUCGAAAUCAUAGUAGGCACAAUUAUUAUCUUUAUUAUGAACCACUGGAGCAGUUCAUUUCAAUCACAGCUAUCCGAAAUUUGCUAAAAGAACGGGUACUAAAGAUAGAAGUAUUGUUAUUCGUAUCAUGAUUAAAGAAAAAAGCAUUUGAGAAAUAAGUAAUAUAACGGAUGCAACCAAAUCUACGGCUUACGACAUCAUAAUUAUUACUUUCUGUAAUAAUAUUUCUUCUUCUUGGCUUUAACGACUUUACAGGUCACGCUGGCAAUUUUUGGCUUACUAGAUUUAUUUUACCACAUAGCAGGAUAGUCAGUCUUUGCUACGCGGGAACGGUCCGGAUGGGAUUUGACCCCGGUCUGUAUUCUGUAAUACUAAUUUUGACGAAUAGAAACAAAAGGUCAAUCGAUCGCCAAGAACACAAAAAAAAAUCGUUUUUUUAUUGUUUCCAAGUGAACAGUUUCGAUAUCGAACAGAACGCUACUUCCCAGUUGUGGUUAAUUUGCAAGAAUCAGCAAUAUUGUUUUGUUUCUGGUUCAAUUUCUGCAACGAAAGGAAAAAAGACAGGAAGAUUGGGUUUGUUUUGUUUUGAACACAAAGCGACCCUAUUGCUGACUGUUGUUUUCUGGUAAGCCGGCAUUGUUUUUUUUUCGCUGUAUCGAUGAUCAACCCAGUCAUUCCUACGAAUGCAUAGGCGAUACGGUUCAGUUUAAAAGUGAGCCCAGAUCGCACUUGUCGUAGAUCCGUGUAUUGCAUAAAGAUAUUUUAUCGACCGUUGUGUAUUAAAAUAAGUUUUCUUGAUGCCGCAAGUCAGUGAAGGUAAUUGAACUUAAUGCAAAAUAUGCAUAUUUCGAUAUUUCAAGUGAUUGCAAAAAAAAAAAAUCGCAACAAGCAGACUUGCCAUUGCAUUGGAAAAAUUAAAUUAUAAUAUUACAAAAGAGAUCAUGCAACCACGCUUGUCAGUUUUAACAAGAAAAAUAUGUAAAAAAAGAAAGUAGGCCCAACUGUCAAACGCUACCAACAUGAACCAGCCUUUCAGCAACAAGCUGUCAAAGAACCAAAACCCAGUUGCGGCAGUAUCAAUAAAGAAGCAGAGCCGAUCGAACCAUUUCGCUUUUAGUACGCUGAGAAGGUGCCUGUCUAUUGAUUGAAAGACUGAUCGCAGUUUUCUUUAUGAAAUGGACGAUUCUUACAAUAAACGCCUGCGGCAGCAGGUGGAAGAAUGUCUUCGAAACGCAAUAGAGCAACUUAGGAAUAUCAAGGAUGUACGAUUUCGUGCAGAAGCCGAAGCACCACUACGAAUGAUAAACCAAAAGUUGCAUGAAAUCGACAGAAUUAAAACAAUGAAAUUAGAAAUCUUCAGAGAGAUAAUACAAAAGAGUUUGAUAAAGAUUUUCAAAAAAUGGGCGUUGGAGAACGAGGCUGAUGAAAAUUUUAUUCGGAUGCUUGGGUCGACCUCACUAUUUAUGAACGCGGACUCAUCCGAAUUUUUAACUUCACGUGAGCAUCACCGUUUACCUGUAGAUCAGCUUGCUGUGGAAACCGACCAAAGACUUGCGUUAAAAUAUCCCAGGAAAAAAAAUGGCGCGCCGCACAAUUGCAAUCCUUGCAAUAAAUCACAUGAUAAUGCAGAACAAUCUACUAGCACAUUAUUUAAACGAAGACAUGAAGUGUUCGUUCCACAACCACAGCCUGCAACGUACGGUGAACAUAAGAGGAUGAUGCAGCAACUUCAUCUGCAAGAAGAUGCAAGAAAACAGGCUAUGCCGGAAGCUGCAACAGAUAUCCGAAUCAAUCAAGAAGUUUCAAAAACAAAACCGAACACAGCGAACGCUACAAGAUCAAUCCACUUAAUCAAUCAAGAAAAUGCAAGCAAACAGGACAUGCCGAAAGCUGUAAAAGAUAUCCGAAACAUUGUGAAAAAUAAUGAUAAAACAUCCAAUGUACCUGAACAGUGUAUCAGGACUGACCAGAUGUCAGUACCAGGUGUUCGCAUGGAAUCCAGAAAAUUGUGCAAUAGCAUUGAUUCCAUUGGUGACAAUGCGCAAAUAGAUAACAGAAAUGAUGUGCGUGUAUUACCGGAAACAACAAACAAAAUCGCUCAUCAGCAGAGUGAAAGUCAGUAUCCUGCGAAGAAUCGUGAAAGAAAUGGCGAUACCAAUGAUCAGGUUAUUGCACAGCAGUCGAAACCAACAAAACCACAUCAUAAAAAUAAAAAAAUCCAUAAUGAGCUGCAUGAUUUACUUUCAUACACAGCAGAAAUUUUUCCAAAGUUAAGUAAGAGAAAAAGUAUCUCCGCUGAAGAAGAACACAAUAUGCAAUUAUUGAAACAAUUUGGAAUUACCAAAAGGUUACAAAUAAUUUUGCAACCUAGUGACUGCGAACAAAUUGCACAACGCACUCGAAGCAAAUCAAUUGACUCGACAAAAUAUCUGGAAAAUUUAGAAGCAGCUAAGCCAAAUGUACCAGUACCCAGUAAAAUUAGCCACCGUAGAGAAUCAAGAUCGAUGGAACUGAAAAAACAAUUACCUACUUCCACGAACAGUAGUGGCACAAAAAUAAAACAAACUGCUCGUAAGUCGGUGUCUAAACCCCAAAAUACUGUGAAGCCAAAAGCUAGCAGCAAAAAUCAUGUAAACAUAAAAAAUGUGUUCAAACACGUUUCCAAAGAGGAACAAAAGUUAGUAAAAUCGGAUACUGCCUCAAAAAAAAGAAUACGACGAUCCCCAAGUCCUCCUCCUGCGAAGAGACCGCGAAAUAUCGCAAAUCUUUCAACCGAUAUCCAUGCACUGGCGACGACUGAACAGAAUUCAGCUAAAGAUUCUGAUGAAGAUGACCAAUUCGCACUGUUACCAAAUGUGAUAUUGAAACAAAAUCCACAACCUAACAAUGAUCUGAAGGUACAUUGUCACAGCGAUUACAUGGAGAAAUGUUGCCUCUGUUCCUAUGACGGUGAACUAAUGGUGCAACACUAUGUGUACAAUCAUCCAAAGAAGGCUGUAUACAUUAGUCGUCUUGCUCCCGAGCAAGCACGACUAAUAAGAGCUGAUCCAUUCGGCAUCAGUGGCCGAAAAGCAGUAUCCAGGUACGGUGACCAGGAGAUAAUAGUAUUUCGAUGCCAUUUUUGUGACUUGCGGUUAAAUGAAUCACAAGAUAUAUGGCUGGAUCACAUAUCGAAACAUACGGGUGAAUAUCGUUACAAAUGUAUGCUAUGUCCAACAUUUUCCCGCCAUCCCACCGACAGAGUGCCGCAUCAUGCACUUUGUACCAAUCCUGUCAUGCAUUUAUGGCAUACAUACACCUUCGAGGACAAUCAUUUGUACGCAUACAUGUGCAACAAGUGCAACUUUGUUCAGGUUCUUUUGGGCAACAUGAUACGACAUUUCCAUCAGGAUCAUUCAGAACCUGGUUCAAUUGAGGGACGAUACACGAAAUUUAGCUUGGUCAACUACAACCUGCAGGAAGAAGAUACGGAACUGCCCUACGGGAUGGUAAAAUUAGAACCGAUUUUUGAUGACACUAAUGCUCCCAUGGAAGAAAUCAUCAAGCAGGAAGUAGAAUUUACGCCUGCUGAGGAUUGUCUGACACCGAGCACAGCGUCGUUGCAAGACAUCGUGCAGGAGCAGCGCUCGCCAGAAGUUAUAACCAUAAAAAAGGAAAUUCUCACUAAUGACAAUGAUCAAGGUAAAACAAACACUUCAGAAGAAACCACUGAAGCAAGAUGCGAGCCACAAGAAAGUCGAGAAUUUUCGUAUUCAAGUAGCGUUCUUGUUAAGAGACUACCAGGUGACACACUCUCUUUGAAAGAGGACAACAGCAAACCAGUUUGUAAUUCAUCUUUUCUUAAAGAGUAUGACAUUAAAUAUAGUACAAGCAACGCUGGUUCUAGGGAUACAACGAACUCUACUAGUGUGUAUUCAGGAACUAAUCAGCAUCAUGCAACGUCAUCAAUGGUAGCUCUGCAGCCGUGGAAUGGGAAAGAUGGUAACAAAAUGCUGCUACAUACGAGUAAAUUAACAGAUCAGUUUUUGAUAGCGCCAUACAAAUGUACCGCAUUCAACUGUGGAUUUUAUACAAAUACUUCGCAAACAAUGGCCUCCCAUUUCCAAAGACACCAAAAACUGACAACGGUGCAUCCGAUAACACGUGAUAGCUCAUGGUUGGAAUGUUGCUACUGUAACUAUGUUUCGUUGAGUGUACACAAUUUGCUGCAACAUAUUGAAACGGUGCACAAGUACUGUGCCUAUCAAUGUGAUCGUUGUUGUUAUCGAAGCCGGGAUCCCAACAGUGUCCGAGUUCAUCAACUGAAUUACCACUUAGAAUACGAUGCCGAUGCCAAGAUCGUAUGGAUUCCGAGUCGACAGAAAGAAUAUUCCUCUAUGGACAGGGACAUCAUUAUGAAUCAUCUGAAAAUCAAUGUGAAUGUUCUGCAAUGUACAAAUUGUUCUUCAAGAGAGUUCAACGAUAUGGAAGAAUAUCAGAAUCACAUGAAAGCGCACGGCCUGAUAUACAUUGCGUGUCAUGUUUGUGAUCUGAUAGUUGCUGCAAACAAGAUGAUAGAUCAUAUCAGUUCGCAUAACAUAUUUAUGAUUCAGUGCAUAUAUUGUGAUUAUGGGAUAAAUGAUGUUAAUACGAUCAUGAAGCAUGUCGUUGAUGAACACUCUGACGAAUUGUUAUGUUACCAUGUUAGAUGUUCAAAGAAUGUUCCACCAUUUAUCCGAGUGCAAAACAGAAUAUCACCAGAACGUUUUAUCAAUUGUGAACAAAAUUUCUAAGAAUUGCUUUAAUAUCGAUGAACACUUACUUCUGUAGAUAUAAAAUUAAUUUAAACUAUUAAAUAUAAUAAAUGUAUGCAUUUUACUUUAUUUUAAUUUCCUCUGGUUCGCUGACGGAAUAGACAAACUUCGUUAUUAUGUAUUAUAAGGUAUAUUAAUUAUGACAAAUUUGUGGUUAUGUCUAUUGUCAGUGUAUGUAGCAAACCGCACUGAUACGGGUAUGGAUCCGAAGCUUCUCGAAGUAUAACGUAGGCACUCCAUACCCUAUACCAUACCCAUACCCGACUCAAUAUGUCCAUGGCGUACAGAACGGUAACAUAUCUCUCCAAAUAUCUGAGCUUUGGUAUGCGAGGAAAGCCAACCCCUUGGGAACAUAUGGCUUGGGUUAUAUGGCUAAAUUGAGCGGAGGGGGACAGCCAGCAUUUCUUCUGUCCAGGCAUAGUACGGGGCUGUAAACAGCUAGGAUGCGUGGACCCUCCCACGAGACAUGGGGUUGGGACAGAGGCCUUGCAAGCCACCCCCCAUACAAAAAUUAAAAGGAAAUUUCGAAUCGGAAUAAAAGAUAUUGGCCCACGCCCCGAUACAAGGACAACGAUGAGAAACUCGGGACAUGGAAUUGCAGAUCCCUCAAGCAUCUCAAGCAGAACAAGGAGAGAGCCAGCGGCUUCGAAAUAGUAGUACCUCUGGAGGUGCGUUGGAAAGGAGUUAAGGAGCGCUGCUACCGCAGUGAUUGCAUGAUCUAGUGAUAGCGGUGGUGAAAAGCAUGAACUCGAUACAGCGGUACAAUGGUACAGGAUGGUGGCCAAUUAACGAACUGAUGUGCCGGUUGAGUGUUCGUGUAAGGUUUUUCAACCUGAGCAUUAUUAAUGUGCAUAGUCCGCCCCUGGGGGCGGCCCGGUGGUGCAUGUGAUAAACGGCGCCAGUCCACACGACCGGACCGGGUUCAAAUCCCAUCCGGACCGUCCCCCCCGUAGCAAGGACUGACUAUCCGGCCACGUGGUAAAAAUAAGUCUAGUAAGCCAGAAAUGGCCGGCGUGACCUGUAAGGUCGUUAAAGCCAAGAAGAGAGAGAGAGUCCGCCCCUUGGAAGCACCGAUGACGAUAAGGAGAUCUUCUAUACGCAGUUGGAGAGGGAUUACGACCGCUGCCCACAACACGUCGUCUAGAUCGUCAUUGGAGACUUUAGCGCUCAGGUUGGACGAGAGAAGGCAUACAAACCCAUCAUAGGAAGAUUCAGCGUUCACCAGCUGACGAACGACAAUGGGCCUCGUCU